CUAGGAACACUACACUAGUGUAGGCUUUGGAUCAAUGUAGGCUUUGGGAGGAUCUCAGGAUGUGUCUUUAUUACGCAACUGGCAACCCGUUCUAGGCUUGUACAGCAUCCUGAAUCUCUGAUCAGACAUCCUCUGAUCCAUUUCAAUCCCCUGAUUUGUUGCACCUGAGCCGCAGCCCUGCAUCCCAAAAAGGAAGACGAUUAUUUCACCAUGAACUCUGAUAUAGACGGGAUGCUCUAUGAUUCAGGUGAUUUGGAAAACCAGGUGGAGUUGGAGGAGAAGACGAGGCUCAUAAACCAGGUCCUGGAGCUGCAGAACACUCUGGAGGAUCUCUCAGCACGAGUGGACGCCGUGAAGGAGGAAAACCUCAAGCUCAAGUCUGAGAACCAGGUUCUGGGUCAGUACAUCGAGAACCUCAUGUCCGCCUCCAGCGUCUUUCAGACCACCGACUCCAAAAGCAAACGGAAGUAAUGGAGGGGAUCCUGACCUCCCACUGGCAUCUAGAGUCCGUUAACUCUCCCUCAUGGUUUACUUUACUCACUCUGUUAUACAAGAUGCCACUGUUACGUUUACAACUCCUUUUUUUUUUUUAUCUGCUCAUAAUAUCACAUGACUAAAAAUAUCAUAUUAACUUAAGAAGGUGUUGUAUUCUAUGAUGAUAGGAGAUCAUUUUUCUUUUAAGUUGUAUUUUAUGUUAUAAUUUUUGCCUUAUGUUAGGGCAGAGUAUUAAAACAUCUAGUUCUAAGUAUUUCUUUCAAUUUAUCGAUGCUGUUUAUUUUGUUAUUGGUUUGUAGGAUAUUAUUAUUAGUUCAUUGAUUGAAUAUAAUUUUGGAGCUGUUUUAGUUUUGAUUUUCGAGAGCACAGCAGUGAUGAAUGUGCCUGUGAAACAGCUGUGUGUGCCAUCGCCAUGUGUAACCUGAUCAUUUAGGUGAGUUCUUCAGGUGCUUUUGUUCAGGGAAUUGACAUUACUGACCUCCGAGUGAUUCUCACUAAGGAGUUUUAACAGGUUUGUGUUACAGCUGUGUAUACACACACACACACACGCACACACACACACACACACACGCAACAUUCCUGAGCUGUAUUUAAUGUUUGUGUAAUGGCGUUUAACCAUUGUUUGGUCUUAUUAGUGCCUGUUUUAAUAAACCUAUUUAACUUGA
Messenger RNA from Clarias gariepinus (North African catfish), 1160 nucleotides. RefSeq names its product short coiled-coil protein b (gene scocb). The transcript has 4 exons. Gene Ontology annotation, cellular component: trans-Golgi network. Lineage: Eukaryota; Metazoa; Chordata; Actinopteri; Siluriformes; Clariidae. The record is from RefSeq and is a predicted model, not a curated record. The coding region runs from base 211 to 471 and encodes 86 amino acids.